CUUCUUUACCUUCAUGCCACCGCAGGGGUGACAACAAGAGCCAGACACACAGCCAAAGACCAAAAACACAGCGGUCAGACAUCAGCAGCCGCUCUGGUGAUCCGCUCUGCUCAGCACAUUCAAUAAGGAGGUUUAUCACAGGAAACCUGAAGAGAUGAGCGGCAGCAAGAAGAUGGAGGACGAGGCGGUGCUGGACCGGGGGGCGUCCUUACUCAAGCACAUCUGUGACGAGGAGGAGGUGGAGGGUCACCACACUAUCUACAUUGGCGUGCGCGUGCCCAAGAGCUAUCGACGUCGGAGGCGCCACCGUCGGAGAACCGGCCACAAGGACAGAAAGGAGAAGUUGACGGAGAACACCUCUGACAAGUCGGACACAGAAAACAACGAUGAGGCCAGCAACAGCAUCCUCAAACCUCUCAUCUCACCAGCGGCCGAGAGGAUCCGCUUCAUCCUCGGGGAGGAGGAUGAUGGCCCGGCACCCCCACAACUCUUCACUGAGCUGGACGAGCUGCUGUCGGUGGAUGGACAGGAGAUGGAGUGGAAGGAAACGGCCAGGUGGAUCAAGUUUGAGGAGAAGGUGGAGAAAGGCGGUGAACGGUGGAGUAAACCCCACGUGGCGACGCUGUCCUUACACAGCCUGUUUGAACUGCGGACGUGCAUAGAGAAAGGCACCAUCAUGCUGGACAUGGAAGCUUCCACUCUGCCUCAGGUUGUUGAGCUGAUCACUGACAACCAGAUAGAGAUCGGGCAGCUGAAGGCCGACCUGAAGGACAAAGUGAUGUACACGUUGCUACGGAAACAUCGUCACCAGACCAAGAAGUCCAACCUGCGCUCCCUGGCUGACAUCGGCAAGACGGUCUCCAGUGCAAGUAGGCUGUUUUCCAACCAGGAAAACGAUAGCCCCACCACAACUCACCGGAACCUGACCUCCAGCAGCCUGAACGACAUUUCUGACAAACCGGAGAAAGAUCAGCUGAGGAACAAGUUCAUGAAGAAGUUGCCGAGAGACGCCGAGGCCUCCAAUGUGCUGGUGGGGGAGGUGGACUUCCUGGACGCGCCGUUCGUGGCGUUUGUUCGUCUGCAGCAGGCUGUGAUGCUGGGAGCCUUAACGGAGGUUCCUGUUCCAACAAGGUUUUUAUUCAUCUUGCUUGGACCCAAAGGCAAAGCCAAGUCCUACCAUGAGAUUGGCAGAGCGAUCGCCACGCUGAUGUCAGAUGAGGUCUUCCAUGACAUUGCGUAUAAGGCCAAGGACAGACAAGACCUGCUGGCCGGUAUCGAUGAGUUCCUGGACGAGGUCAUUGUGCUUCCUCCCGGAGAGUGGGACCCCACCAUCAGGAUAGAACCUCCAAAAUCCCUCCCGUCCUCUGACAAAAGGAAAAACAUGUAUGCAGGAGGGGACUCUCAGAUGAAUGGAGACAUGCCUCAUGAUGGAGGUCACGGAGGAGGGGGGCACGCUAUAGGGGAAGAGCUGAAGAAGACUGGAAGGUUCUGUGGGGGUCUCAUACUUGACAUCAAAAGAAAAGCGCCUUUCUUUGUCAGUGACUUCACCGAUGCAUUUCACAUUCAGGCCCUGUCAACCAUUUUGUUUAUUUACUUGGGAACUGUGACAAAUGCCAUCACCUUCGGUGGCCUGCUGGGGGACGCUACGGAAAACAUGCAGGGUGUGUUGGAGAGUUUCCUGGGCACAGCGAUCGCUGGCGGGGUCUUCUGUCUGCUGGCUGGCCAGCCUCUCACCAUCCUCAGCAGUACUGGUCCUGUUCUGGUGUUUGAACGGCUGCUCUUCAACUUCAGCAGAGAUAAUGACUUUGACUACCUGGAGUUCCGGCUGUGGAUCGGUCUGUGGUCGGCGUUCUUCUGCCUGGUGCUCGUGGCCACUGACGCCAGCUUCUUGGUUCAGUACUUCACCCGGUUCACGGAGGAGGGCUUCUCCUGUCUCAUCAGCUUCAUCUUCAUCUAUGAUGCCUUCAAGAAGAUGCUCAAGCUAGCUCACCACUACCCCAUCAACUCUGACUUUAAGCUGGACUUCAUCACGCAGUACGACUGCCUCUGUAUGGCCCCAGCUGUUCUAGAGAACAGUACAGAGAUCAUUGGUGAUCCUAUAGAAGGCACUUCAGUCUGGUACUGGAACAACACUGAUCUGUCAAUGAACGCCACGUGGUCGUCCCUCACAAAGACGGAGUGCUUGAAGUACAAAGGGGAGCUGGUGGGGAAGGCCUGCGACUUUGUCCCAGACAUCACCCUCAUGUCCUUCAUCCUGUUCUUUGGCACUUACACCUGCUCCAUGUGUCUGAAGAAGUUCAAGACCAGCCCGUUCUUCCCCACCACUGUAAGGAAACUCAUCAGCGACUUUGCCAUCAUCCUGGCCAUCCUCAUCUUCUGUGGAGUCGAUAUGCUCGUGGGAGUCGAUACUCCGAAACUAAUUGUGCCAAGUGAAUUCAAGCCAACAAGUCCUAACCGGGGCUGGUUUGUGCCCCCGUUUGGAGGAAACCCCUGGUGGGUUUACCUGGCAUCGGCUCUUCCCGCCCUGCUGGUCACCAUACUGGUCUUCAUGGACCAACAGAUUACUGCUGUGAUCGUCAACAGGAAGGAGCACAAGCUGAAGAAAGGGGCAGGUUACCAUCUGGACCUGUUCUGGGUGGCUGUUCUGCUGGUGAUUUGCUCCUUCAUGGGUCUGCCGUGGUAUGUGGCUGCCACCGUCAUCUCUAUCGCUCACAUCGACAGCCUGAAGAUGGAAACGGAAACAUCGGCUCCUGGAGAGCAGCCAAAGUUCCUGGGUGUGAGAGAGCAGAGGGUCACUGGUGUGUUUGUGUUCAUCCUGACAGGACUGUCUGUAUUUAUGUCUCCUAUUUUGAAGUACAUCCCCAUGCCUGUGCUGUAUGGAGUCUUCCUGUACAUGGGAGUUGCCUCUCUAAAUGGAGUGCAGUUUAUGGAUCGUCUCAAGCUGCUUCUGAUGCCCGCAAAACACCAGCCAGACCUCGUUUACCUGCGACACGUUCCCCUCAGGAAGGUCCACCUCUUCACCUUCAUCCAGGUCCUUUGCUUGGCUCUGCUCUGGAUCCUCAAGUCCACUGUGGCUGCCAUCAUAUUCCCUGUCAUGAUCCUCGCUCUGGUCGCUGUCAGAAGAGCGAUGGACUACAUGUUCUCCCAGCAUGACCUCAGCUUCCUGGACGACGUCAUCCCAGAGAAGGACAAGAAGAAGAAGGAGGAUGAGAAGAAGAAGAAGAAAAAACGGGGCAGCAUAGACAGCGAUGCUGAGGAUUCUGACUAUCCUUACAAUGAGAAUGUUCCCAGCAUUAAAAUCCCCAUGGACAUGAUGGAGCAGGAGCCCUUCUUAGGUGAUAAGGCCUCUGACAGAGAGAAGUCCCCUUCAUUCCUUGAGCGACACACAUCGUGCUGAGCAGCUUCGCUAUUACCAGGCCAACUGCUUGUCCAGCCCUGAGAUGAGUCCGCUGAAGUCUGUGCCUCAGAUUAGAAUAGAC
This is a messenger RNA of Toxotes jaculatrix (banded archerfish), 3479 nucleotides long. RefSeq names its product solute carrier family 4 member 4a (gene slc4a4a). The coding region runs from base 155 to 3397 and encodes 1080 amino acids. Gene Ontology annotation, cellular component: basolateral plasma membrane; plasma membrane. NCBI's taxonomy places the organism in Eukaryota, Metazoa, Chordata, Actinopteri, Toxotidae. The record is from RefSeq and is a predicted model, not a curated record. Gene Ontology annotation, molecular function: solute:inorganic anion antiporter activity; sodium:bicarbonate symporter activity; monoatomic anion transmembrane transporter activity. The transcript is spliced from 27 exons. Gene Ontology annotation, biological process: regulation of intracellular pH; bicarbonate transport; monoatomic anion transport.